This is a messenger RNA of Prunus armeniaca (apricot), 1194 nucleotides long. Lineage: Eukaryota; Viridiplantae; Streptophyta; Magnoliopsida; Rosales; Rosaceae. The record is from the annotation of a GenBank genome assembly.
AUGGUUGGAAGCAAGCGCACGAGGAGUAAAACCGCCGCGAUGGCUCAAUCUGUGACGGCCCAAAGCCACUCCACCCACGAUCCCGCGAUCAACAUGGUGGCACCACCACCUCUCGCCACCGUGCCACCUACCGGACCCGCGACCGAAUCUAGCAACCUCCGUGGCACCGCCGCCGAACAUGGUGGAACCUCCCAUCAAGGUGGGCUCGUUACCACCACCGACUUAGGCCCGGUCUUGGAGCAACUUCAAGUGUUCCCUCCAUUGCCUCCACGCUCGACACACGCUCUCGCGUACACCUCCAGUGAAACCCUAGCCCGUGUGCAAUUGGGCUCCACACGCUUCUCUCCUCCCGAUCCACAAAGUCAAGCAGAUCUCAACCUGAGAGUUGACCAGCUAGCUCAGAGAAUGGACGACCAAAACGCUCUUAUGAGGCAGCUCCUUAAUCAAAUAAGCGUGGCUCAAAAUCUUGGCCUUGGACAACCAGGCGAAGUGAGAAGAAUAGACGAACGCACCGGUGGGCAGCUCAACGGGGACCAAGCGGGUCGAGCAGGAGCGAGCAGACAAAGGGAUGCACAACCACGUGAUCAGCUUGCCGACAUGUCGCAAGCAUCUGCAAGCCACACACAAAGCAACGUGCGAGAAAGGCUCGGCCCACGACUUGACGUCCGUGCUCUCCUGGGCCCGCAAGGGAAUGUACUUCAAAGGCUAGGCUCCCAGGGAGAUCAAACUGACAAUCGCCGCAAUGAGGAUUGUGAAGAAAGGCGCUCCGCUGCCCACUCGCAGAGAAAUAUUCACGAAAGGCUAGGCCCCCAGGGAGGUCAACCCGCUAACCCUCGCAAUGAGGAUCGUGAAGAGAGGCACUCCAUUGCCCGCUCUCAGAGAACCAACUCUCGCCGUCAAGCUGCAGAAAAUCCCUCGCAAUCGCAGUCCACCAACACGCCUCCUAGGCAGCGCGGACGAGAGGACCGACCCUUGCAGACCAACGAGGAGGUCAAUCAGCGUCGCCCGAAUCACAAAAGUCGCCAACGUGAUCGACCAGCACUGCGCGUGGAAGACGUUGAGAAGCUUGUGAAUGACCGACUUCGAGACUUGAAGACUGGCGGGAACCUCGAGGAUGCACUACGUAAGGAGAUGGACCAGGCGAUCUCUACUCCUUUCACCCUUGAAAUUGAGCAGGCUGCUCCCUCGAAAUGA